Messenger RNA from Esox lucius (northern pike), 1131 nucleotides. RefSeq names its product unconventional myosin-X-like. NCBI's taxonomy places the organism in Eukaryota, Metazoa, Chordata, Actinopteri, Esociformes, Esocidae. The record is from RefSeq and is a predicted model, not a curated record. The coding region runs from base 130 to 1131 and encodes 333 amino acids. The transcript is spliced from 14 exons.
AGGACUGAAAAAAACGAGAAGCUGGUGGAAUGGCGAAAAGGCCGCCAACCCUGGCCGGUGCACCGAGCAAGAAUUAUUGACGUGGCAAAAUUUGAAAAAACUCUCCAAAUUAAACUGCGUGGGAUCGAGAUGGAGAAAGAAGUCACACAGCAAACAAAACGUCCUCACAUCCCAAACUCAAAGUACCGUGAUCAGGGGCAGACUGAGAAGGCUUCAAAGAAAAGGGUUGACAAUAAAAAGAGAUGUCCUUCUAAAUACAACCACGAGGAGGAGGAGGAGAAGGAGGAGGAGGAGGAUGAGGCGCGUCAUGACAGGCCUUCAAAGAACAAGCGGGCCAGCGAAGAGGAGGAGCGUAUUGGGGAUGAAGAGGACAUAGUACCACCCUCUAAGAAAAAGACAGCUGCUGAAUUUAAAAAACACCUGGAUGAACAGAUGUGGGAGAGAAGGAAACUUGACCAAAUGCAAAGAAAUUUGCAGGAGUUGAGAAAUGAAGUCCAUUCUCUUAAAAAUGAAAAUGCACGUCUGAAAGACAUUAUCAUCAAUCAAAUCCCUCAAAUGAAAAGUGACAUCGCCAUUAUUGCUCAAAAGAAGACUGGAAGGACUCCUGUGGAGGAUCUAGAUUCCUCCUUCUCGACUUUUGGAGAAAUGCAACCGACUCCAGAGAGGAGACAGAGCCCAGAGGACACCGAGCCCUUUAAAGAGAGUCCCAUGGUGACUGAGCGCUUUCGAGAGACACCACAGACUGCAGCAACAGCUGAGACCUCAGCGAAAACACAGAUGGAAGUUAUAAAGGGCUCUGGGGUGUUUUGCCAGGCAGAAGCGUGGAAAGCAGCCCGCCUUGCCCCCUCUGCUACUGCCAUGGUGCGGAAUCUCCUGCUGGGCACCUUUGAUUUGGAGACUUUGCUGAAAAGCAACCUGAAUGGUGGGAAGCCAACCAGAGGGGAUGGGGAGCAGCUGGUCGCACUUGACCAAAUUAAAAAGGCAGCCAUUAUUGCCACAUUGCUGGGGUAUUGCGCUGUAAGAUGCUACAUUGAAGAAGUGGCCGGCAGCCAGCCGAGGGCAGAUAGGCACAUCUAUCAAUUCAAAUCUCACGGAGCUGAGAAGAUCAACAAGAUAAAUAAAAAGAUGUAA